Molecule: messenger RNA, 3070 nt
Organism: Carassius carassius (crucian carp)
Lineage: Eukaryota; Metazoa; Chordata; Actinopteri; Cypriniformes; Cyprinidae
Product: vasoactive intestinal polypeptide receptor 1-like
Exons: 13
Coding region: 201-1565 (454 amino acids)
Biological process (GO): adenylate cyclase-modulating G protein-coupled receptor signaling pathway; cell surface receptor signaling pathway
Cellular component (GO): plasma membrane
Molecular function (GO): peptide hormone binding; G protein-coupled peptide receptor activity
Source: RefSeq, a predicted model, not a curated record
GAAAGAAGAUUAAAUUACAAAUAUUACGAGCUUUAUAAGACUUUAUGUAGGACUGAGCAUUUGUGCCGAACGGCAGCGAGCAGUAUGGUCGGAGACAUCGAGACUUCUGGAAAACAGCCAAAGAUCUAACAGAGGCUCGAGCGUUAUUUGGUUAGACACUAACAAGCCUCGUUCUCUCCUAUUAUACUGGAGUCUUAAUUAUGUUUCUCUUCAAAACCUGGUCAACUGUAAGACUGGUCGCCGUCUUACUGAGUUUGGGGAUUCAGCAGAGCACAUGGAAAGCAGUGGAAAUGAUCCAUCCAGAAUGUGCUGUGGUGGCUGAGCAUAUGAAGGCUCGAGAGCAAUGCAUUCACACUCAAAGACAAGAGGCCCGCAACAGCAACAUUAUCACUGGGUGUCGUACAGAGUGGGAUGAUUUUUGGUGCUGGUACAGGGCAGAGGUCGGACAGGUUAUCAACAUCUCCUGUCCCGAAGUGUUUCAGUUCUUUGCGAUUAAUCAUGGUUUCAUAAUUAGGAAUUGCACCAAGAGUGGCUGGACCAAAGUCUACCCAUCCUAUGAGAACGUUUGUGAGAUUGUGGAGGAUGUGGAAUCAGAAACUGAGACCACAUAUUACUCCACUUUCAGGCAGGUGUACACUGCGGGUUACGCUACCUCUCUGAUUUCCCUCAUCUCUGCCAUCUUUGUGUUCACAGCCUUCAGGAAGUUCCACUGCACAAGAAACUACAUUCACAUUAAUCUCUUUGCCUCCUUCAUCCUGCGAGCCAGUGCGAUCUUCAUCAAAGAUGCAGUUCUCUUUGGCGAUGAGAAUCUGGACCACUGCUUCAUGUCAACAACCUCUUGCAAGGCGGUGGUGGCUUUCUUUCAGUUCAGUAUCCUGGCUAACUACUUUUGGCUGCUGGUUGAGGGGAUGUAUCUACAGACUCUUCUAGCUCUAACUUUUGUCUCACAAAAGAAGUAUUACUGGUGGUACAUACUUAUUGGCUGGGGUCUACCAACACUAAUACUGACCAUCUGGGUUCUAGCAAGGAAUUUUUUUGAUAACAGAGGGUGCUGGGAUGAUACAGAUGUUGCUUACUUUUGGUGGAUUAUCAAAGGACCAAUCACAGUGUCUCUCCUGAUCAAUUUCCUCAUCUUCAUAAAUGUGAUCCGGAUUCUUGUGCAGAAGCUGAAGUCUCCAGGAAUGGGUGGAAGUGAUACCAACCACUUCAUGAGACUGGCCAAGUCUACCCUCUUCCUGAUUCCCCUGUUUGGCAUGCACUACAUGGUUUUUGCCUUCCUGCCAGAGAACACAGGAGAAAACGCUCGCCACUUUCUUGAACUCGGCCUGGGUCCCUUUCAGGGUUUUGUUGUGGCUCUUUUGUACUGUUUUCUCAAUGGAGAGGUACAAGCAGAAGUGAAGAAGAGACUGUGGAAGUGGCAGACACAAAAUUAUUUGAGAUACAGUAAGAGAAGACGAACCCUCUUUACUGAGAGCAGCACAGUCACACAAAUCUCAGUUUUAGAGAAGUCCAGCCCUAUGGAGCUGCCCUUAACUGAGUCCCACAACAGUGUGUCAUCCGUCUGAAAUCAAGCUUUACAUUUCAUCUCAUUCCUCUCUUUCUCUUUCAAGAAACCUCUUAACAAAGGUCCUCCAUUGAGGUUCACUUUACCCUGAUUAAACACACCUGGCAGUAAUUUUUCAGUAAUCCUGACUAUUUCGAUGGGCUUUUUUAGGUGUUUCUUUGUAGAUUGUAGUUAAAUGACACAUAGGCCAGGUUUGAAGAACCAUGCUCUAAAAGAUUAAAUUCAUUGAAAAUUUUCAAGUACAUGCAAAUUCAUAAAAAUUGUGUUGAGGUUAUAAUAUGGUUGCUAUAACAAUUCAAACAUAUUGUUUUUUCGACACAUUACUAAAACAAGCUUUCAAAUUGAUGCUGAUACGAAAAUACUCUCUAUUUUUUUUCCACAAUGCAGAAGCACAAACAUGUUCUUUAGUUUCCUCUACUAAUUUAAAUGCGCUGACUACUUACAGACCAAAUUAAAGGGACAGUUCACCAACAUAACCCCCACCCCCAAAAGAGCAGCUUGCGUUCUUUAGCAAACGAUGAUCAUAAAACUGAUUUCUCCGUAACUUGUAUUUGUCACUCCAUUGUUUGUCAGUUGAGACAUACUGUCUGCUUGUCUUGAAAGUUGAGAUUGCAUAGAUGUAUAAAUGUUAAACAAAGCUAAUUGCCUUAUAAGAAACAGAGACCUCACAAACAACAGCUAACAAUUAAAAGUAUUUUCAUAUUCAUAAAUGCAUAUUCAUAUAUAUAUAUUUUUUUUGUAAAUCGUAUAUUUCAAGGCAACAUGUUGCACAGUGCACUGGCCCUGUAUAUAUAAAUAAAUGUAAUAUUUAUACAGGGUGUACAAAGUAUUUUUCUUGAAUAACAGGUAUUUUCAAGAUGUUUUAUUCAUUAUAAACUGUUUAAAUGUUUCAAUUAAAUUAAAUCAUUAUGAUUUAUUGAUUAUGUAAAAGUUUUAUUGGAAAAUACAUGAAAACAAUCAGUCUUAGUACAAAGAAUACUUACAAAGUAAAAAAAAAUAUAUAUCUGAAGAUGAUUAAUCAUUUUGAUUAUGAGUAUUAUAAUGAAUAAGACGGUUUUGAAAAUGGUUUUGAAAAUGUAAGAAUCCUUUUGCAGUGCACACAUCUGGAGCACUAGACUGUAAAGUUUCUUGUUUGGUAGAAAUGUUAUCUUGUUUUAUUGUUGCUAAGUGUGUUUGUGAAUAUAUGCUUACUGUAUAUAUUUUACUUGAUGUAGUAUGUUUGCCGACAUUUGUGCUCUGUUAUUUGGUGUUUUAAUAAUAAAUAUAAAUUCAUAAAUUAUAAAUUGAAUCAUAUUAACAUCUAUUUUCUGGAAUAACAAUUCUAACAUAAUUGGUUUGGAUUCACAAAUUAGUAGUGAUAUAUUUUGAUGACUCUUGAGCAGUUAUAUACGAAAUCUGACUAAACAGAUUCUAUAUUCUUUUCACAUAUUUAUUAUUUUAUAUAUUUAUGUAUUUUAUUUUGCAAAAUGCGUGGAUUAAAUAUGAAUUGGGGACCAUGAAUUCAAA